Molecule: messenger RNA, 2691 nt
Organism: Amyelois transitella
Lineage: Eukaryota; Metazoa; Arthropoda; Insecta; Lepidoptera; Pyralidae
Gene: Smn
Product: survival motor neuron protein
Exons: 7
Coding region: 140-985 (281 amino acids)
Source: RefSeq, a predicted model, not a curated record
AGCAACUAAAGAAAGAAUCAAGAAUGCAGAGCAGAGUUAAAUUUUAGUUGAUCUUGUGACAGAGUUCAUCAAUCAAAUAAAUUUAAAGUAGUUUGAAUAAAAGUAAAAUAAAAAAUUGUAAAUUCAAAGAGCCAACAAAAUGUCUCUACGUGAUGUAUUGUACGUCAAAGAAAGGAAUAACUCUGAUGGGGAAGACGAAGAAGGCGACGAGGACAUUUGGGAUGAUCGGAAACUCAACGACGCUUACGACAAAGCCUUAAAAAUGGCAAAUGCUGAAGUCGCCAAACGCAUUGCUAUGGCCACAAAUUCUCAAAGUAAAAUCAAAUCAGGAAGCUCCCCAAGUAAAAAAGCAAAGGAGUCCAAGUCUAAUACUCACAAUCAGAAAAAGAAUGUAAAUUUUUUGCCUGACACUCCAUGCCGAGCUAUCUAUGAGGAGGACGGCCAAGAGUAUGAAGCUACCGUGCUGUAUCCUUGUAAUACCAAUUCCACUUUUGUAAAAUUUGUAGGUUACAAUAAUGUAGAAGCUGUGCCAAACCGUUUACUAAAGCCUUCACUCGGUGAAGAGGCUCGGGCUAAGCAAAUGGAGGAAGCUUUGGCUUUAGACGAGCAAUCCAAUAGCCACAUGAGUCGGUCUUCGCAGGCGGGAAGCCUUACAGGAAACAGUGAGCAAGGAGAGGAAGUUACCAGGGACACAGACGCAUCCAGCAAAGGCUCAAAAGCUCCAAAAAAGAAAAAGCAGCCCAAAAACAAGAAACUAUAUCGGCCAGAAAUGCCGUUCCCAAUUCCCGACUUGUCUACGUUAAUGUCCACGGGCUUUGAGGACAUGCCGCUGCCCCCACCACCUCCAGUGGCGUUCCCUUGUUCCAGUAAGGAUUCAGAGGAGCAAAUAAUGUCGUCAAUGUUGAUCACCUGGUACAUGAGUGGAUAUUAUGCGGGAUUGUACCAAGGACUCAAAAGAUCCAAGGAAAAUGGAAAGAAAAAAUAGAUGAACAAUCAGAUUGUUGGUAUAAAAAAAAACAGGGUAAAUUUAAUUUUUUAAAUUUUUACUCUCACAAGAACUACGUACAUUAUGAUAUUAAUAAAUAAUUUCAUGCCUCCUGGUUGUAUUCUAUGUACAAAAUAUACAUGUCGAUAUUUAAAAUGGUUUUCAAUUUAUAUAAUUUAUAACAUUUUCUUAUGUAUUUCUUUUUAUGAUUUUAGUCUUUAUACAAUUAAAUUGCAGUAUUAUAAUUCAAUUUUGACAAAGUAUGUUUGACAUAUUUCCUACUUCGUAAAUCUUUAUAUUACUAGGAUAAAAUUAUUUUUCACGUCUAUAUUUUUUACGAUCAGGCAGAUGCUUACAAUAAUUUUAUGAAGAAAAAAUUUCUUAAACAAGUGCCUCAUAAAUUAACCACCUUUCAAAAAGAGGUACUCGUUUGUACCGUUAAUUCGUAUAGAAUCAUAAAAAAUAUCAAUACAUCGUGAGAUAUAUAAUGGAGUUAAUUUGUGGAAGUUUUCAUAAGCGGUGGGAUAUUGUAUGGAAUAUUGAUUGUAUAUGAUGAUGUCCCAAAGUUAUUCAGUAAAAAAACAUAUUUUAAAAGAAAUAUACAUGAAAUCAGUGCAACCCGACUUCUAAAUGGAGUGGCAGCUAUUUCGAAAUGCUUUUAACAAAAUGUCGUGAAAUAACACCAAAACAAAUUUAAACAGCAAGUUAAAAUAUAUUGAAGUGUUCAUAAGGUUCAAUUUAUAAAGUACUAAUGUUGUAGGUUCAGUCAAGGAUACUGAGCAAAGUUACGAAAAAACCCUUAAAUAGUUUUUAUGCAAAUAUGUGUUAUUCAUCUUAAUAAUGUGGGUACAAAUUAAUAACAAAUAUUUUAGUCACUGCAUUUUGAAUAAUGUAUAGUUCCACCAAUUUUAUAAGUCGCGUCGAUCGGUGGCACAGAAAAGCGCUAUCUACCGCCAAAUCAAACCGAAUGAAAAUUCAAUAACGACCUUAUUAGAAGCACAUUAAAUUCAAAUUCUAAAAACAAAAAAUCUCUUGCUAUCUCGCUCAUAAUAGAGUGCAGUUCAGUUCGCGGGUUCAAAUGACCUACCUUGUAUCCAAUUUGAAAAUAAAUCUAUUCUAUGCUAUUCUAUAGACUUAAAUGUUUCGGGCCAUAUAUAAAUUGAGACUUCUGCGCAGCGACAUCGGUGUAACUUAUAAAGUGGUAACAUCGUAUCUCCUUGACUGAAUCUACUUAUACGUUGUACACAAAAUUUGAAAAACCUUAGGUUUAAUUAAAUAACUUAGCUAAACAUGGCAAUGUCUUGGCCGACAAGAACAUAGUCUAAAUAACAAUAUUUACAAGUAUUGCAAUAUACAAAUAAACUACUACAAUAUUUCGUUCUAGGCGCUUUUAUGCUCCUUCGUGACUUUACGAGACAAAUAAGAUUUUAAAUUUAGUUCAGACUUGGUUUUUCACUCGUUGGGAAACCAAUUUCGUAACGGUUUUUUAUUGUAGGAAUCGCCGGCCUGUCCAUGACGAUCAUAGUAACACAAAUAUAUAAAACCGAGGUACUUUUAAAAAGCCCGUUACAUAAUCUACCUGAGUAUAUAUAUUUUAGUACGUGCAUGAUAAUUAUUGAUCUGAAUACGUGUAUAUCAGUAAAUAAGCGUAUGUUUAUUUGUGUAGCCUUCGAACAACUGUACAAUAUUAACAUGGUAGUCAAAUA